This is a messenger RNA of [Candida] anglica, 1434 nucleotides long. The record is from the annotation of a GenBank genome assembly. Lineage: Eukaryota; Fungi; Ascomycota; Pichiomycetes; Serinales; Debaryomycetaceae.
AUGUCCAUUGCAGUUCUGAGUAUGAAUCUUAACUUCCCAACAUCAGGAUCAUAUAAACGAGAGAAUGAGUCCAAUAACUACUUGAACCAGGCUCCGCCGAGCCUGGCUCUUGUGACAGUUCCUCCCCCUCCUCCAGUAUCGUCUUCCUCAUAUACGGCGGGUCAACAACAUCUACUUCAUGGCCCUCCGCCGCCACCUCCACCUCCUUCUCAACCGGCUCCACUCUCGUCACCUUCAUCUGUUCUGUCUGGCCAACAGUACCUGCAUCCAUAUCGAGACCAUCAACCCCAUCAACACACUGGAUUACAUUCUGGGGUCCCUCUUGGGUACCAGUCUUAUGGGUUAGACCCAACUCCUUCGCAAGUGGCUAAUAAUAUUCCUGGACAAGUUGAUAAAGGCUUGGGUGUUGGGUAUCCCGGAGAGCCCAGAACCCAAAGACUUGCUUCAAAUCCUCAUCAUAUACAAGCGUUUAAUCAAGGUAUUCCUCAAGGAUUUCAACAACAACAUCAUCAACAACAACAUCAUCAUCCUCAACAACAACAACAACAACAACAACAACAACAACAACAACAACAACAACAACAACAACAACAACAACAACAACAACAACAACAACAACAACAACAACAACAACAACAACAACAACAACAACAACAACAACAACAACAACAACAACAACAACAACAACAACAACAACAACAACAACAACAACAACAACAACAACAACAACAACAACAACAACAACAACAACAACAACAACAACAACAACAACAACAACAACAACAACAGCAACAACAACAACAACUCACACAUCACACUCCGAGCCUUGGACCUCCCGGUAUUCCCAAUCCUACUCUUGGACCACCUGGUGCUCCAGGAUCCAAUCUUGGUCUCAUAAAUAACCAGCCCUACCAGUACUACAUCCACCCAGCGCCUCAUUAUUACUACACUCUGCCAUCCCUGUCACCGUCUGGACAAUACGAUGGGAUGGUCUAUCUGAACAGUCUAUACUACACCCAACCCAAACAAACUUUCAGACCACGUAAAAAGUCCAAACAUUCAACCAUUUGGACUUCAAAAGAGGAUAGACUUUUACGAGAAUUGAAAGAAGUUCAAAAAUUGGGUUGGCGAGAAAUGUCUUCGUAUUUUGAAGAUAGAACCCCCAACGCGUGUCAGUUCCGUUGGAGGAGACUAGUCAGUGGUGCAACCACCAGUACAAUACGAGAAGACGAAGUUGAUACUACAAUGGACACUACCACUACUACACAAGAAAUCAAAUUAGAAAAUCCAGAUAACAAAGAGAUUAUUCUAAAACACAAAUCUAAUGAGCUGAAUAUUGACUCAAAAUCUCUUGAACUUAGUUCCAGUGCAGAAAAUACCACGCCAUCUUCCCCGAAACUGAAACCACAUUCCAUUAACUUUCUCCUUAAUUGA